AUGUCCAAGCUAAAGGAAAUCAAAGAAGUAAAUCAAUCCGGCAAACUCAUCGCUACAUACAUUCAAUCACAUGCGCAUAGUACUUCUCUCGAUCAGAAAGAUUCCCGAAUCGACAUCCAUAUACCCAAAGGUCCAUCAACAUGGGUCUCGAGCUUAACAGGAGCAUUCCUCCCAGUUGGAUAUCCCGAUAGUGUGACGGAGGAUUAUACUGCGUGUGUACCAUGUCCUAUUCAUCUCUUAUAUCUAUUAUGUGAGAAGCUCGCUUUUGCUAGUACCAUUGCGGGGUUGCUUGCUAGUAGGGCUGUUCUUCAGGGACUCGGCGUAGGCGAUUCUACCGCAUCAGCAACCGGCGCAGUUCUCCUCAACGUCCUCCAAGAAUCAGCAGGUCGUAUUGCUACCAUUCUUUUCGCCCACCGACUCGGCAGCGCCUUAGAGCCCGAAUGCAAAAAAUAUCGUCUCAUGGCUGAUAUCUUCAAUGAUGGGGCUAUGAUUUUAGAUUGCAUAUCACCUGCUUUCCCAAAGGUUCCUCGUGUGUUUCUCUUGAGUGCUUCGAGUGUUUGUAAAUCUUUAUGUGGAGUGGCGGCAGGGAGCUCAAAGGCCAGUUUGAGUGCUCAUUUUGCUAAGCAGGGGAAUUUGGCGGAGUUGAAUGCUAAAGAUGCAAGUCAGGAAACCCUCAUAUCCCUCCUUGGUAUGCUGGUAGGAACUUUUGUCGUUUCCAGAAUAUCGUCACAAACAGCUACGUGGAUUGCUUUGAUUAGUCUCCUUUCCAUCCAUCUCGGUACGAACUAUCUGGCUGUACGUUCCGUUACAAUGCGCACUCUCAACAGACAACGAGCAAAUCUAGUCAUUUCAGACUUCGUCUCAAAUAUAAACGCCGAGAAGACUAGAUUCAAUCUUCCUACCCCCAAAGAUAUAUCCCGCAAAGAACGGAUCUUUGAAAGAGAUGGCGCCAUUCGACAUAUCCAAGGCGUCGUACUCGGCUAUUGCAAAGUCGGAGUGAGUCUACGAGAAAUCCUCUCUUCAAUAUCUAGCAGUCCCACCGUCUCCGGAAGCUACAAAGAAGAAACGAGUUCAAUCAUCACUUCCCUUUUCAAAAUAUACAAAAAUCAAGGCUACGUAAUGUGGUACUCCCGUCGUCAAAACACCUUCCUCGUAAUCCUCAAAGAAAAUACUGCUCCCUCCGUCCAACUAGACGCUUGGUUCCAUGCCGUGUGGGCUUUAUCCGUUUCUUCUUCCCCUGCUGUUGGUAACUCUACGAAUGGAAGUGAUCAGGAUAUUUUAAAAUGGAUUGAGGAUUCGCUGAGAGAUUCUUCCUUGUGUAAAGAAAAGGCGAAUCUGUACGAGGAGUUACGAAAUAAAGGGUGGGAUCUUGAUACGGCGGCUAUGGAGGUUCGGGCUGGCAGUCGACUUGUUGUUUCAGGGGGAGAAGAGUAG
This is a messenger RNA of Sclerotinia sclerotiorum 1980 UF-70, 1434 nucleotides long. RefSeq lists its product as hypothetical. The transcript has 5 exons. Bases 1 to 1434 code for a protein of 477 amino acids. Lineage: Eukaryota; Fungi; Ascomycota; Leotiomycetes; Helotiales; Sclerotiniaceae. The record is from RefSeq and is a predicted model, not a curated record.